AAGAGUACAAACUGAGGAGAGUGUACAGACUGAGGAGACCGACAACCUGAAGAAAAUAUGACCGUUGGAGAGUCCAACAAAAGGCAGGCGUUUUCAAAAUCUUAUCAUUAUUAUUUUAAUCCAACAAAUUGAAUUUCCCAUCAAUGCAUCGAAUCCGAUACCAUCGAACAGUCUUGACACUUAGAUAAAGCGCAACCACAUGAUAUAUACCUCUCCUUUAUUUCUCUCUCUAUAUACUCUCUCUCUCUCUCUCUCUAGAAGUUUCUCUCUCUCUACUGGGUUGAGUUGAUUGUGGGUGAUAUGUCAUUCUAAGAAAUCAAACAGGAAGAAGAGCUUGUGGUGCGUCGACGUUGAUGGCGAAGAGGAACGCAGAGGAGAUGAUUGCAGCAGAGGGGGUGGAGGUAGAGAGAGAAAGUGAGGCUCAUCCGUACGCGUUUCAUGUGUCUGGACCUCGCAAUGUUCCUUCUCCUAAUUGGAGAGAUCUAAUCAACUCUAGUUGGAAGGAUGCAAAUUAUAAAAGGACGGUAAUUGCCUGCUUCAUACAAGCAGUUUACUUGCUUGAACUUGAUAGACAAGAAAUCAGGACAGAAGAAAAUGCUCUUGCUCCAAAAUGGUGGAUACCUUUCAAGUACAAGCUGACCCGAACCUUAGUUGAUGAGAGAGAUGGAUCCAUUUUUGGGGCAAUACUGGAAUGGGAUCGAUAUGCAGCUCUGGCUGACUUUAUACUAAUUCGACCCAGUGGUGCACCAAGAGCGGUUUUGGCACUUAGGGGAACAGUACUUAAAAGCCAAACGAUCAGAAGAGAUAUAGAGGAUGAUCUCCGUUUUCUAGCUUGGGAAAGCUUAAAAGGCUCUGUCAGAUUUAGUGGAGCCUUGGAGGCAUUAAAAUCAAUUGCUGAUAGCUAUGGAAGCAGUAAUGUGUGCAUUGCAGGCCAUUCAUUAGGGGCUGGCUUUGCUCUUCAAGUGGGAAAAGUACUAGCUAAACAAGGAAUAUUUGUGGAGACCCAUUUGUUUAAUCCACCUUCUGUUUCGUUGGCUAUGAGUUUAAGAAACAUAGGAGAAAAGGCUGGGUUUGUUUGGAAGAGGUUUAAAUCAAUGCUUCCUUCAAGUGGUGAAACUCAGGCCAGCAGUGAUGAGGGAGCAAAAACUUAUGGUGUAGGAGGACUCAAGAAUUGGGUACCUCAUUUGUAUGUGAACAACAGCGACUAUAUUUGUUGCUAUUAUACAGAUCCACCUGCUGCAGAAGAAAACCAUGCUGAGAAGGAGAAUGUGGGUCCAACAAAUGGGCAAGUCUCUGCAAAGCUUUUUGUGUUGUCAAAGGGAAAACAGAAGUUUCUUGAGGCACAUGGGUUAGAACAGUGGUGGUCUGAUGACUUGGAACUCCAACUGGCUCUUCAAAACAGCAAGCUCAUAAGUAGGCAGCUGAAAUCCUUGUAUAGCCUUCCAGCUCCACAACAAGUGCUAUGCAAACCUCAAUAAUACAAGCUUAUUGGUCCACAAGCAUUGAUAUUCAAGUACCUCCACCUAAAACAUCCAAACGUCCCAAGAGGGCCAAGAGACCUCACUGCGUGCCACAGCUGGAGAAUUUUAUGUUUUUCUUAUGAUCAUGGAGUGCAUUGAUGUCUGGAGGAUCUGAUUGCCAAGUCAAGGAUGUAGAUAGCGAGGUUAGAGGAGUCUUAGAGGAGGAUGAAGCCUGAAGGUGAAGAAGAUGAGGGUCGUGAUGGUGGAGAUUAGAUUUUAGUUUUUGAGUGUUUCUGUUUCUUUCUUUUCACUAUUUUUAGUCUAUGAAUGUUUUUCCCAUGCUUAAGCUUUAGAGGUUUCAAUGUAAAGGACUAUUCCUUAGCGUCGUUUGUUUCUUUUCAUGAAUGGUUCUUAUA
Cornus florida is the source of this 1876-nucleotide messenger RNA. Its product is annotated as GDSL esterase/lipase At4g10955. The coding region runs from base 354 to 1478 and encodes 374 amino acids. The record is from RefSeq and is a predicted model, not a curated record. The transcript has 3 exons. Lineage: Eukaryota; Viridiplantae; Streptophyta; Magnoliopsida; Cornales; Cornaceae.